AUGGCACCUACACCUCCAGUCGCCCACUUCAUUUUUGCUUCAUCUCCCUUCUGGGGCCACUCGAGGCCCCAGCUGUAUCUCGCAUUUAGCCUUUUGGAAAUGUUCCCAUCUCUGCAUAUCACAUUCCUUGUUGCCCCUGUCUUCGCUCCGAACAUCCCUAAAGAGACAGCUUUUUUCGGUCCCUCAGAAGACGUCCGAUCUCGGAUACGCGUGGAGCCCCUUGGCCAAUCGGGAUUGAAGCAAUCCGAUUGGGAGCCCCAGUAUCUUACAUUUCUUGAAGAUCUGAAGCCAUGGCUUUUAUCUCUCCCCCCUGAAUCAUCCCAACACGACUCGGGGGAUGGAUUCUCCAAACGGCCGACGCUUGCUGUAGUCGAUAUACUUCUCGCCGGAUGGACGGAUGCGAUGAGACAAUUAGCAGAUGACCCCUCGCAUAACUUCUCCCCCAUUCGGAGUCUUGCAUAUGGCUGCGGGCCCGCUGCCUGGACUUUAUGGCGUAUGACUAGAGCGCCCAGUGUAAAACGCUUCAAGGCACUCAAAGAGGACCCAAACAAUGUAUCAGUGCCUGUUGAGGACCUCCUACGUCAGGCAUUCAUGUAUACGGAUGGCUCGGUCAUGGAGAUUGAGGGGGUAGGAAAAACUUACGAUUAUGAAUUGGUCCCCCAGGCUGAGGCUGUUCCGUUCGAUGGACAUUGGCUCAACUUUGUUUUCGAGGGUGGCGCUAAGAUCCGCAAUUUCUCUGGACUCGUACUGUCAACGCCACCGGACAUCGAGCCUGGACUCCAGCGUCGAAUUGCCGAGGAACUGAACGGUAUUUGUCUGCAUGUAGGGCCGCAGUUCCCUCCCUCGUUCUGGGCUAGGGAGGCGACAGCGAUUGUGCACCAUGAAUCCAUUGAGUUCCUUGAUGAUUGUGAGAAACGUUUUGGGGCGAAUUCGGUGGUGUAUAUCAGUUUCGGUUCUUUAUAUUCCCCAUCACAGCGACCUGACCUUCUAGAAACAUUGAUAGAAUCGCUUCUAUCCACUGAGCCUCCACUUCCAUUCCUGUUAGCGACUGCCACUAUCGGUGAUGUUAUCUCGGACAGAGUGCGAAAGCUCGUGUCGGAGAGUGGAGGGAAAGGGUUAAUUACUGGAUUUGCACCGCAACUGCAUGUUCUGCAACAUCCCGCUACAGGAUGGUUCUUGACACAUGGGGGUGCGGGUUCGAUCACCGAGUCGAUCAUUAACAGGGUUCCUAUGGUCCUAUGGCCGUGCAUGACCGAUCAGCCCAUUGCUUCUAUGAAUCUGACGCUCAACUGGAAGCUUGCCUUUGAACUUAUUCAAGUCCGUACGGGCCCGGGGGCUGGGAAGCCCACCUAUCGAGGGAUCCAGCAUGAGAACUCUAUUGAAGCUGUCAAGCGUGAGAUGGCCGAGACGUGGAAACUCAUGCGAGGACCAGAAGGACGAGGGGUGCGCGAGCGUGUCAACCAGAUGGGAGAGAAUUUCGAACAGAGUUGGAAGAAUGGACUGGCACGAGAGAACAUGCGCCAGUUUGAGCAAUUCUUCUAA
Cantharellus anzutake is the source of this 1542-nucleotide messenger RNA. RefSeq lists its product as uncharacterized. The coding region runs from base 1 to 1542 and encodes 513 amino acids. The record is from RefSeq and is a predicted model, not a curated record. Lineage: Eukaryota; Fungi; Basidiomycota; Agaricomycetes; Cantharellales; Hydnaceae. The transcript is spliced from 12 exons. Gene Ontology annotation, molecular function: UDP-glycosyltransferase activity.